This is a messenger RNA of Dendrobium catenatum, 2192 nucleotides long. RefSeq names its product DDB1- and CUL4-associated factor 8. The transcript is spliced from 5 exons. The record is from RefSeq and is a predicted model, not a curated record. Lineage: Eukaryota; Viridiplantae; Streptophyta; Magnoliopsida; Asparagales; Orchidaceae. Bases 287 to 1801 code for a protein of 504 amino acids. Gene Ontology annotation, cellular component: cytoplasm; Cul4-RING E3 ubiquitin ligase complex. Gene Ontology annotation, molecular function: protein binding.
CCCAUAGAUUUGAGCUGAGAGCCUGAGAGCCUGAGAGCGAAAUCAUCGCGGAAAACUCGAGAAUUGAAUGGCCGGCGGUAGAGAAGGCAGCGAAAGUGAGCCGGUCGGCGAUAUUUAUUAGCUUCGCGUCGGCGAAUAAGAGAUUGUAGCAGAGACGACGUUCUUAGAAGGACAAAGCGAGCUUUUGCAGAAACCAAUCUACCGACAUCGCAGAACCAGGGCGUUCUCUUCCGCAUUUUAAGGUUCUUGGGACAUUUCGUCGAGCGCCUUGUAGGUGGAAGAAAGGAUGGGGAAAAUUGGGAUGAGAGAGAAGGAAUCAGGUUGCCGCAUCGUCCAGAUGCGGAAUCGAGAAGUCGGGGCCUUGGCUCCGCGGUCGUUCUUCCAUCGUGCCUCCGCUUCUUUGGAUCUUGUUUUCCGCCUUGGAAUCCAUAGGAAGUUGGACAAACAUAGAGGUUGUGUAAAUACUGUAAGCUUCAAUGCAAAUGGCAACAUUCUUGUUUCUGGUUCGGAUGAUAGAAUGGUAAUGCUAUGGGACUGGGAAACGGGGCUCGCUAAACUAUCGUUCCACUCAGGUCACAGUAACAAUGUUUUCCAGGCAAAAUUUAUGCCCUACACAGAUGAAAGGACAAUGGUUACAUGUGCUGCUGAUGGGGAGGUUAGAAUGGUACGAUUACAAGAUGGAGGACGUGUUUUCACAAAAAUGCUUGCUCGACAUGAGGGCCGGGCUCAUAAAAUGGCACUUGAGCCUGGAAAUCCUCACAUACUGUAUAGCUGUGGUGAAGAUGGUCUAGUUUAUCAUUUUGAUUUAAGAACCCAGAAUGCAACAAAGCUCUUCAAAUGUAAAAGCUUCAAAGACAAAUGGGAUUAUAUGCCAGUUGUUCACUUAAAUGCUAUUGCAAUUGAUCCAAGGAACCCAAAUUAUUUCGCUAUCGCCGGAUCCGAUGAAUACGCCAGGGUUUAUGAUAUUCGCAAGUGCAGGUGGGAUGGGAAAGGAUGUGGCAAUCCAGCUGACUGCUUCUGUCCUGCACAUUUGAUUGGUGAUGAUCAGGUUGGUAUAACAGGAUUGGCCUUCUCAGAUCAAAGUGAGCUUCUGGCUUCAUACAAUUUUGAGGCGAUAUAUCUUUUCUCCAAGGACCAAGGACUGGGUCCUAAUCCAGAUUUAGCAACCCCAAGGUCUGCCAUGAGUGUUGAUGCAAUCGACAACGCCUUCGAAAACUUAGUUCUUCCAGCUACCGAAGAUCCAAAUGCUGGAGAUGCAGUGCAAGUCUACAAUGGCCAUAGAAACUGUGUAACUGUGAAAGGAGUGGGCUUUUUUGGUCCAAACUGUGAAUAUGUUACUAGUGGAUCUGACUGCGGUCGUGUAUUUAUCUGGAGGAAAAAAGGAGGGGAGCUGUUGCGUGUGAUGGAAGGGGACAAGCAUGUGGUAAAUUGUAUUGAACCUAACCCAUCUGCCACCAUGCUUGCUAGUUGUGGGAUCGAAAAAGACAUUAAGAUAUGGAUACCAAAUGCCAAGGAACCUGCUGUGCCUAUAGAUAUUGACGAGCAGUUCAUGAAGCAAAAUCCAAUCAGAUUCUUCUCAAGGGAUGAUGCUGACUUCGAUAUUGAUUAUUCUGAUGAUGGUGAUGAUGACGAUGAUGACGACGACAACAAUGAUGAUAAUGAUAAUGAUGAUAGUGGUGAUUCUAUAGACUUCCUUGAUGUUGAUGAAUGGAGCGACCAUCAAUUCAGUGAUAAUGAUUGUAAUGAUGAUGGUGAAGAAGAAGAAGAAGAUGAUGAUGAUGGCCAGAAUGCCAUGCUAUAAUUGGCAUCUAUGCCUCUAAAUGAUGCCACAGAGUCUACACAUGCGGUCUAUUGCUGCCAAAUAACACAUUUAUCCAAAGCCAAGCUGCAUUAGGAUCAAUUUCCUCUGGUAAAUGUGGAUUUGAUUUGAGCCUUCUCAUCUAAUUCAGCCUCAACUGUACAUUAUAAAAUAUAGCUGCAAUUUCUUAUGAAGAAGCACUUCUCUGUUACACCUACUGCAGUGUGGUUUUUUUUUUAUGCUUUGGUUUGUAGAGUUCUGUUCAUCUGUGUAGCAUGGGAGCUUGUUAACAAUUUACCUAAUUUGUUUCAGUUUUUUUUGGUAGAUAUGUAAAAGAGAUUAUUAAUAUAGAAUUUGAUAAACAAAUGGUUGAAAUGCAAAAGAAUUUGUCAUA